AUGUCGUGUUGCGGAGAUGCAGAAGAGGAUUUUGGCGUUCCACCUGCAAACCAAUACAAUGCAACACCUGAAAAGGGUAAUGCAUACGGUGGAGGAGGAGGUGAUAGACGAGAGCCAAGGGGCAAUAUUGUGAAAAGUGGUGCUCCACAAAAAGAAUUACCAAUUGAGAUACCUGCUAUUUCAUUGGGUGACUUAAAUCAGUUAACAGACAACUUUGGUACAAAGGCUUUGAUAGGAGAAGGUUCUUAUGGAAGGGUUUACUAUGCAAAGAUGAGUGAUGGUAUGGAUGUUGCAAUCAAGAAGCUAGAUAAUACUUCUUCUCCUGAACCUGACUCUGAUUUUGCAGCACAAUUAUCAGUUGUUUCAAGAUUGAAAAGUGACCAUUUUGUGGAGUUGCUGGGAUACUGUCUAGAGGCAAAUAAUAAAAUUUUGGUUUAUCAAUAUGCGAGUUUGGGUUCUUUGCACGACAUACUACAUGGAAGGAAAGGAGUGCAAGGUGCCGAACCUGGUCCAGCUUUAAACUGGAACCAAAGAGUAAAAAUUGCAUUUGGUGCUGCCAAAGGACUUGAGUUUCUUCAUGAAAAGUGUCAACCUCCAAUAGUUCAUCGUGAUGUUAGAUCUAGCAAUGUCUUACUCUUCAAUGAUUAUGAAUCCAAGAUUGCAGAUUUCAACCUGACAAACCAAUCUUCUGACACUGCAGCUCGACUACACUCAACAAGAGUCUUAGGAACAUUUGGUUAUCAUGCUCCAGAGUAUGCAAUGACAGGCCAAAUAACACAAAAAAGCGAUGUUUAUAGUUUUGGGGUAGUUCUUUUGGAACUUUUAACAGGAAGAAAGCCUGUUGAUCAUACAAUGCCUAAAGGGCAACAAAGUCUUGUAACUUGGGCAACUCCAAGAUUGAGCGAAGACAAAGUGAAACAAUGUGUGGAUCCUAAACUAAACAAUGAAUACCCACCCAAGGCAAUUGCUAAAUUAGCAGCAGUUGCAGCACUUUGUGUACAAUAUGAAGCUGACUUCAGGCCAAACAUGACCAUUGUUGUCAAAGCUCUCCAACCACUUCUCAAUUCAAAACCAGCUGGCCCUGAUCCUAACUCUAACCCUAAUCCUAAUCCUAAUCCUAAUGCUUAA
Messenger RNA from Sphenostylis stenocarpa, 1128 nucleotides. The record is from the annotation of a GenBank genome assembly. NCBI's taxonomy places the organism in Eukaryota, Viridiplantae, Streptophyta, Magnoliopsida, Fabales, Fabaceae.